CGGAGCCCGAGCCGGGUGGGCCUGGGCACUUCUGGGCUCAGUCAGGAUGUUUGCAGUGCAGCCCGGGCCUCCUGAACCCCCAUUCCUGGGGGGGCCACCUGCUUCUGGGUCUCAACAUGACUAUGAACCCGACAGUAACUCCAACUUUGUGGCCAGCGCCUAUGAUGCCAAUGAGAACUGGAGCCAGGGACUUGGAGGAGCCAGGGGUCCUGGCCUGGGUGGCAGGGAGGGGACCUUCAUGCAGAACCUGCCUUCAGUCCCUUCUGACAACCAGGUUCUCCUGGGAAAGAGGCAGCCCUCUGCCCAUGGGCUCCCAGGCCCCCAGUCUGAUGGCUUCUUCCUCCCUACAGUAGGGGAGAUGCGCAGCCCACCAGAGGGGGCUGAACUCCCCAUAGCUACAGGGCCCGAGCCAGAGAAAGGCGAUGGGGCGGGGGCUACAGCUGCUGCUGGCUCCCCCUUAGAAGACAUCGGCUAUGCCAGCAGCUCCCUGAGUGUGGAAAGUCCUGAGAGCAGCCCGGGUCCCUCCUGGGACACCCCCAGCCCCUGCCCUGGCCCCCCAGAGCCUGGUCCAGCCCCCAAUACCUUCCUACCCACCGUUACCCAGGCAGUGCAGCAAUUGCUGGCUCGGGAGCGCUACAAGGAGCAAGAGAAGGAAAAACACCACAUUCACCUGGUCAUGUACCGCCGUCUGGCUUUGCUGCAGUGGAUCCGAGGCCUCCAGCGUCGGCUGGCUAGUCAACAGGCCCGGUUGCAAGAGAGCUUUGACACAAUCCUGGACAACCGGAAGGAGCUCAUCCGAGGCCUCCAGCAAGGGCUGCCACCACGACCUCAAGACAGAGGCUGAAUGAUGAUCCCCUCCCAUGCCCCCUCCCCACCUCCUCCCCACUUUGUGGCCCAUGGCUUUCUAAAUUCAGCCUCACCCUGGGGCCAGCCUAUGCUCAGCUA
Messenger RNA from Trichosurus vulpecula (common brushtail), 945 nucleotides. It is a transcript of the gene C2H1orf216, whose product is annotated as chromosome 2 C1orf216 homolog. The record is from RefSeq and is a predicted model, not a curated record. Bases 47 to 844 code for a protein of 265 amino acids. The transcript is spliced from 2 exons. NCBI's taxonomy places the organism in Eukaryota, Metazoa, Chordata, Mammalia, Diprotodontia, Phalangeridae.